AUGCCUUUGAUCCCAAUAAGCCUUGUGCUUCACCAGCAAAGGCAACUUGUUCAACGUUGCUCCUCGAGGUUAUUUUUAUCCAUCAUGCGAUGUUGAGAAUCGAGAUCGUUUCUGACCGGUACGCGUUCUAUACUAGAAGAGCCACGGGAGUCAUAGUGUGCGGAGAUAAGUACGGUAUCAGAACUUUCCGUCUUAGCAUCAGAUCGGCAAAUGACAUUAAGUGCGAAGCCCUCCAAGAACGGUAUGCACCUGCACACCCCAUACACAUCCUCGAACUGCAUCUCCAACGCCUUGGUAGCAACCCACAAGCCAUGGUGGCACGAAUGUCUGGAGAAAAUGCCCGACGAUCCGUCUUCAUUAACAAGGUAUCGGAUGUCCUUGAGCAUCUGUUCCACAAAGAUUCCGUUGACGGUGCCUACUUCCAGAGCGGCGAAUCAGAGGGAAACAAGGAGGUCGUGAACGCGCUCGGUUGCAGUGAGAAAUUGGAGUGUAUGAUACAGGCAAAACGUCCUGGAAGCGAAGCAGACGAGUGGACAGAGGAUACGUACAACGACAACCCUGGAGUUGACGAUGCAGUAGACAAAAACUGGGCCAGACUACUCGCCUGCAAACAGGACAGUGCUCAACAGCGGUAGCACAUACAUUACAGUCUUUCCGAUACCUGAAGUCAUACACUGCGUAUGCAUGGGCCUUCCCGGCCUCGGUUCCACUGUGCAGUCAUACGUGGGUGAAACAGCCCAAACGUGCAGUGAAACUAGCAUGUACACCUGCAACUCGGUAGCAAGCGUAAACUGCAGUCUCCACUGGACGACCUAUGCAGUCUACCCCAUUUCAACAUCAAUUGCUUCAACGAAGGACUCCGCUAGGAACAAGUUGACCGGUGGACAGUGGGUAAGAGGCAAGCGGUG
Pisolithus orientalis is the source of this 908-nucleotide messenger RNA. RefSeq lists its product as uncharacterized. The transcript is spliced from 3 exons. Lineage: Eukaryota; Fungi; Basidiomycota; Agaricomycetes; Boletales; Pisolithaceae. The record is from RefSeq and is a predicted model, not a curated record. Bases 90 to 635 code for a protein of 181 amino acids.